AUGACUCUAACCAAAAGGGGCGGCGAUAUAAUAGCAACUGUCACGGUGCUAGUCGGGCUGUCCAUCAUGGCUGUGUGCCUCCGUGUCUUUGCUCGAUACAAGAGAAGAGUCCGUUUCGACAUAGAUGACUAUCUUUGUUUUCUUUCGGCGGUACUGUUACUUGCCAUGUUGGUUGAACUUAUCCUAUGGGUACUUAUUGGUGGCAAUGGGUCUCACCAGGAAGACUUGAGCGACGAAACCAUGAAGAACUUCUACAAAAUCUUCCUCGCAAACGAAUUUACGUACUUCCUCCUCAGUCCCGCUAUCAAAAUCUCCAUCGUCUGCUUCUACCGCCGCGUAUUCACAGUCAAACCUUUUCAAUGGGCUUCAUUCGCCAUCAACACCCUAAUCGCUUUAUGGGGCGCUGCCAUCUUUAUCGCCUGUGGCCUCCAAUGUCGCCCACUGAGAUCCUACUGGGACCACUCGAUCAACGGCACCUGCUUCGACAGCAAUGAGUUUAUUAUCGUCAACCAGAUAUUCAACGUUAUAAUGGAUUUCGUCAUUCUCGCUCUCCCUGUGCCAAUGAUCUGGAACCUCCAGCGCGCCUGGCAAGACAAGCUCGCGCUGAACGGCGUCUUUGCCCUAGGUGGUUUCGUCUGCUUCGCUUCUAUCUACCGCAUUGUCGUACUAUUCUGGAUCAGCCCCGUCGAUAUCACAUAUACUGUAUAUCAGGCAACACUGUGGACACAUAUAGAGCCAUCCAUUGGGCUUAUUUGUUCCUGCCUCCCGAUAAUCCGUGGUUUAUUCCCGAAACUGAAGCUGUCCGGCAGUCGAAAAGCAACCGCACCUUACUAUAUCAAGACUGAUGUCACAAGCUCACAUUUUGCCCUUUCGAGUGCUCGGUCCCCUGCUUCAGAGUUCUUCAAGCUCGAAGAUAAGUCCGACUCACGGUCUACUACCAAUAUACCUACGCCCAACAAUCUUGGGCCUCUGGAUAUCCAAGUUCGCACAGAUAUCGAUAUUGAGCAGGCUGGUGCGGCGCCAAUUCGCUCGCACACUUGA
Aspergillus puulaauensis is the source of this 1041-nucleotide messenger RNA. RefSeq lists its product as uncharacterized. Bases 1 to 1041 code for a protein of 346 amino acids. The record is from RefSeq and is a predicted model, not a curated record. NCBI's taxonomy places the organism in Eukaryota, Fungi, Ascomycota, Eurotiomycetes, Eurotiales, Aspergillaceae. The transcript has 3 exons.